CUCGCCCACCACCAGCACCAGUCGGCCGCGCUGGCACAUCCGGGACAUGCACCUGUUUGCGCGGCGUCCGUUUUCAGCGAUCCGCGGAGGUACCACUGCAUCUCCAUGGGCGCCUCAGAGGGCAGCCACAUCCAGAACGGCAAGCGCAUGCGCACGGCCUUCACCAGCACGCAGCUGCUGGAGCUGGAGCGCGAGUUCUCCAGCAACAUGUACCUGUCCCGCCUGCGCCGCAUCGAGAUCGCCACCUACCUCAGCCUGUCCGAGAAACAGGUGAAGAUCUGGUUCCAGAACCGCCGCGUCAAACACAAGAAGGAGGGCAAGGCGGCGCAGAGGAGUUCCCACGCGCCUGGCGGUGGCGGAGGCGGCGGCACGUGCAAGUGCUCGGCCGUGCACUUCGCUCGCUCGGAAGAUGAGGAGUCCCUCUCUCCCGCCUCGACCUCAGAGGAGAAGGACGGGGUGCUCAUCAUGUGACUGCCGAGGCUUUGGAUCAAGUGAUCUCUAUGGGCCUAAAAAUCCACCUGCAUGAAAACUGUUGAAGAGGAAAACUUUAUUGAUAAUGUGAAUGCACGUUUUGACAGAAAUGAACUCGAUUUCGUAAAACAGUGUUCUCAAACCGGUUGUUCCACAAGACAAAGCUUGUCAACUGACUUGCAAUGAUAGUGUUGGUGGAAAAUAAGGUUUGUAAGAGCUUACAGAAACCACAAGACGGCUGUAAAGCACUACUUUUGUGCAAAUGAAACUCCUCAACUCCCUUACUUGGCACUAAAAUGCCCCAAAAGGGCAGCAGAGCACUCCUUUCGUCCAAAUGAAACGCCUCAACUCACUUCCUCGGCACCGUGAUCCCACGGCAUGGUGCCAAAGCACUACUUUUGUCAAACCGAAGCUCCUCAAUUCAAUUCAACAUAGUUCCAGUCAGGGGGCGACUGGACCCAAAAAGUUUGAGAACCCGUCCCACGUGGCCGGGAAGUUUUCCACUUUGACCUCUUCACUGUGAGCGGGUGUGCGUGUUUGUGUGUUGAUGAUAAACCCUUAGAAGCAAAAUCUAAAACAGCAUAUAGGACAACCUGUGUGUGGAACCCGUAAGCAACAUGUGUUUGCAAGCUAUGUGUAUAUCGUGUGUAUUUAUUGCAAUAAAACAAUAUACUUUGGAUAUGUCACUUAUUUCACCCAUAAUUGCCUUUGCACCAUCGAUUGAAUCGAUUCAUUCAUUCCAUUUUUGGUCAUCUUAAACAUGUUUAAAUGCAACUCGUACACCCUCCAAAACUACUGAUGUGACAUU
This is a messenger RNA of Hippocampus comes (tiger tail seahorse), 1279 nucleotides long. RefSeq names its product GS homeobox 2 (gene gsx2). The record is from RefSeq and is a predicted model, not a curated record. Gene Ontology annotation, molecular function: DNA-binding transcription factor activity, RNA polymerase II-specific; sequence-specific double-stranded DNA binding. The transcript is spliced from 2 exons. The annotation marks the transcript as partial. Gene Ontology annotation, cellular component: nucleus. Gene Ontology annotation, biological process: regulation of DNA-templated transcription. Lineage: Eukaryota; Metazoa; Chordata; Actinopteri; Syngnathiformes; Syngnathidae.